Necator americanus (New World hookworm) is the source of this 1728-nucleotide messenger RNA. RefSeq lists its product as uncharacterized. The record is from RefSeq and is a predicted model, not a curated record. NCBI's taxonomy places the organism in Eukaryota, Metazoa, Nematoda, Chromadorea, Rhabditida, Ancylostomatidae. Gene Ontology annotation, biological process: TORC1 signaling; negative regulation of TORC1 signaling; positive regulation of autophagy. The transcript is spliced from 19 exons. Bases 1 to 1728 code for a protein of 575 amino acids. Gene Ontology annotation, cellular component: GATOR1 complex.
AUGACAGGAACAAUUCGACGCAACAGGGCUCACCUUAUCGUUCUAACAGUGAGUGGUACUGUAGUCAAAGACGUGGAUGAAAUAGCUAAAUUUGCGCUCAUGGCUGAUGGAGAAGACACGCAUAAAACCGUCCCUAUGGGAAUACUUCUGGCCACAAAAGGCACUGCCGGAGACCGCUUGCUAUUCUUAUAUCCUCCUCCACCGAAUUUACAUGUGAAACUCCCCGAAAACCGGACAAAAACACUUGUUGAUUCCAUAUCGAAAGCUGAUCGCGAGUGCAGAUUGAAACCAUGUCCCGUCCCAACAAAUGCCUUCCAACUACCUGUUCUCAUGACAGUGCAAAACAUGAAGAAAUCAGGAGAAAUGUCAUUUCCAACCCAGUUUAUAUUGUCAACUUGCAUGCUGGCGAAUAUAUUAAGCGUCAAAGAUUCAGCUGUGGACGAACCAUUUGAGUUAAAAGUGGAUAACGUACGGUUUGCUGGAUUCCCAAAAAAGCUGACAAGAGCCUCUGAGGGGUCAUCGACGAUAUUCUCUAUAGUGUUCGUUCUCCCUGCCAGUGUAGAUUCUCAUCUCGUCGAAUCUUUUCAGCUGUUAAGUAAGAAACUUGCGCUGGCUAUUGAUUCGCUUCAGACUCAGAGAGGAUACUUUGCUGAACAGGAAAGAAUACUGAGAUCCGCACUAGACGAAUUCGAGGCGGAGGUGUCUAGUAGACCAGAAAGUGACCAGUCGCACCCGAAUAUUCCAUGGGAUAUGAUGCGUGGAAAAAGUGCUCUAGCCGAGCUUCUCACUAAAGUGUUCAUGGACGUCGGAAGAACAGGAGUUGUUCAAGUGUUCGUUGACAACUUCAUCGAAGUGGGUUUUUGUGUACAAUCGAAGGCCUUGGCGCAUGCUCAUCUAACUCCCAAAAACCGUGCUGAAAUCGAUAAAAUUGUGAAGAAAAUAAGGCCAUACCACGGUAUCUUGCUCCUUGAAGAUGUAUGGCCAAGUCCAGACGCUAAUCCUUCUGUAACUCUGCUUCUCAAGCACUGCGAACCAGACCGUUCAAUUUUGGAUAUGUCAACAGCUUCUGGGAUACCACUGUUGCAGGUAUUCCUCAUUGUUCGACAUCUUCUGUUAUGGGCUAGAGCAGUUGUCAUUUAUCCACUCUGCAAUAGUAAUGUUUAUUCCUCAUCCACUCUACCUAAACCGCUUGGAAGGUACAUUUCACUUUUUUCGCAGCAAUUUGGAGCUUCUUUCCAUCUUCCUGAGGCUUUAGCUCACUUUGAUCCACCAAAUACACUAGGAGACUACUUGAACCCAAAGCAGCCACUAGCGGAUCAGCAGAAUAAGGCCAAGGUGAUAGUUGCACUACUGAGACAUCAGCUGAUCAUGCAGCUUCAUCGCUUCUGUUAUAUAGUACCACCGUUCUCCGAUGCAAAAUUACCACGAGCAGAUCAUCACUGUCCGGAUUCACUGAAGAUGCAGAUUACUGCUUGUAAGAACAUCGACUCAUCUGUAAAACCUAUCAUUUCGGAUCUAUGCGGAACUAUGCUGGAUACGCAAAGUUUUAGCAGCGUGCAGCGAAAGUUAUGUCUAUUCUUACGAAUGAGCGCUUAUAUGCAUGGACUACAUCAUAUCGAAGAUAUAGUCUACAGACUGAAUGUGGAACGUGAUGCAGUGGAAGAAGUACUUGAAACGUUUUCCCUUGUAUUAUGCACUCUCCGUCGACCGGAUUUUAUAUCAGAUUAG